Messenger RNA from Annulohypoxylon truncatum, 921 nucleotides. RefSeq lists its product as uncharacterized. Lineage: Eukaryota; Fungi; Ascomycota; Sordariomycetes; Xylariales; Hypoxylaceae. The record is from RefSeq and is a predicted model, not a curated record. Bases 371 to 835 code for a protein of 154 amino acids. The transcript is spliced from 2 exons.
AAGUUUAUUUACAGAUCUGCGCUUAGAUACGCAGCAUUCGCGAGCUCAGCUUAGUAGCGAAAAGGGGCUAGAGCGACGACUCAUCCUUGGCUUCAUUCCAAGUCAAGGGUGCUUUUAGGCCUUUAUGACAUCAGCGAAUCGAAAGUCGUAGCCUUGUCAUCAAGAGUCAAGAUAUCCCAUGUAAGGAAAAAACGCCCGCCGGCAACCAAGGAGAUCCUGCAGGCAGAAUCGAUUCGGAACAGGCACGUCGAACAAAUUUCCCAGGCUAUCUAGCUGGGCCUGGUUCAUUGGAGCCCCUUGGCUGCAUGGCUUGGAAUCUGGUUCGGCUUGAACCGUCAUUACUAGCUUCCCUUUCCUGCCUGUCGGGUAGAUGCACUGGGGAUCGAAGAAAGCAGUGAACUUGCCAUCCUUCGCUCGCUUGGAUUCGGAAUGGAGUCGUUCAAAUUCCAAGUUAAACAAGAUCACAUCGGUUUCGCAUGUUAGAGGCUGGAUGAACAGCCCAAUUCGUCGGCGUGCAUCCGGUCAAUGCAAAGGCUGUUAUUAUCAGAUUAUCUGCUUUCGCCUCCCUUACUUCCUGAUCCACCCAGUCCACCCAAAUUUGCUGCAUCCGCAUUACGAUUUAUAUACAUACACAUAUAGAAGUAAGCCCGACACUGCAGCUGCUGAAAAGCUUACGAUGGUGUGGGAAUACUCCUCGCGACGACGCCGUCGAGGUUUCCUGAGGGGAAGCCUGUCGACGUGGUAUCCGUACCCCUUCUUUUCUCCUCACCCCGUAUGCUGGGGCGUGCUGGUAAUCGUCGUUUUGCCACCGGAUGUUCCCCUAUAUAAAUUUUGAGUCUCCUCGCUCUGUCGUGUAACCUCCACGCAAGGUUGCGUACCGUACAUCCCAGGGUUCUUCCUACUUUCCUAAGAUCUAAUCAG